Messenger RNA from Colletotrichum abscissum, 510 nucleotides. RefSeq lists its product as uncharacterized. Lineage: Eukaryota; Fungi; Ascomycota; Sordariomycetes; Glomerellales; Glomerellaceae. The transcript has a single exon. The coding region runs from base 1 to 510 and encodes 169 amino acids. The record is from RefSeq and is a predicted model, not a curated record.
AUGGCCGAACCGUCGAUCACAAACUUCCUCCUCCGCUCCCUCCUGCCCCCGGACGCCGCCGACUUCAUCCACAAAAAUGCCCUCCACCCGUCCUCGCCCGUCCAGCAGCUAAAAGGCCACGCCCUAGCCGCCGCCUCCCGCGCCUUCGACGAGCUGUACCCGUACCUCGCGCCCGCCGUCGACGCGACGCUCGACUUUUUACACUCGUCGCCCGAGCUCGUGUCUUUCGCGGUGCUGCUCGCGCUGCUGGCUGCCACGGUGAUUGUGCUCAACUGGAUCCGGCGUGUCGUUGCGUUUUGGACGGCGCUGGUGCUGCGGCUCGCAUUUUGGGGCGGUGUUGUUGUCGUUGUCGCGGCCGUGUGGCAGAGGGGCGUCUUUGAGACGGCGAGAGACGCUGUCGUUGUGGGCGGGAAAGUUGUGGGCUUUGCGGCUGCUGCGAAGGAUGUGUGGGUGAGCGAGUAUCGGAGGUAUGAGGAGGAAACGAAGAUCCAGGGUAACAAAUAUCGGUAA